Podospora pseudopauciseta is the source of this 3595-nucleotide messenger RNA. RefSeq lists its product as uncharacterized. The record is from RefSeq and is a predicted model, not a curated record. Bases 828 to 3563 code for a protein of 911 amino acids. The transcript has 5 exons. Lineage: Eukaryota; Fungi; Ascomycota; Sordariomycetes; Sordariales; Podosporaceae.
GAAGUGUCGCAUUUGGGGGCUUUGGAGAUGCCAAGGAUGAAUGAUAAUUCUCCCCACCAACAUCAACACCAGUCUUCAGAGCAACGUAAUGGUCAAAUAUUCCUAUCUACCCUAGGCGGCGUCCUUCUCGAGAAAACCGUUUCUGUUGUUUCGGCUUUAUCAUCGUGGGUGUGUCUGUGCGCCGAUGGGCUGACCUGGUUGGUCAUCGCUUGAUUGUCAACACCUAUCCAAUUUCUCGCUGGUCUUUUGCUUGGGGAAUAUCAAACCUCCGAUCUGGAUUUUUCCUUCCUUUUACAUUCUUCUUUUUCUUUAAAAAAAAUUGCCUCCGAAUAAAUCGAUAUCACUUACCUCCUCAAUAUUCCAUGCCAAUCAUCGUCGUUCUCCCGAUAAUGCUCAUCACUACAAGUUCACGAACCAGCUGGCUUCACAUUGCUUCAAAUCAGCAUGACUUGUUCUUGACACUCAAAACUGAGUCUUGGCCAUGCGUCCAUGCCGUUUCGAUACCAGAACAGCCGGGUCGGGUAUUGUGUCCGGCUUUUGGCGGCCUGAGAGAGGCGAAGACGGCACGGUUGAAGACGUUGGACUUCAUCGGCCCGCUUCCAGACCACCACCAGAAGAAACAAGAAACGGCGUUUCAACCAAUGCUCAUAAUGUUGUUGUGUGUCAGGUCUUCGGUGAUGGUGGGCGGCACAGCGAGGCUAAUAAUAAGGAUGUUGAAGGCCUGAACAACGUCCGACAACCUGGGCCAGAUGGCAUUCUGACCAUCACCAUCGUUUUGUGUAAUUUUCUCAACUCGUUGUUUUGCACGAUUAAUUGGUCACACCAAAAUGAAGAUUCAAGAAGACCAGAUCAAGUCAGUUGGGCUUACGCUGCUAUAUGAGCCUGACGGACCAAUCGAUCCAGCCGUUGAUAUUAUCUUGGUCCAUGGCAUGGGCGGCCAUCCUGUCAGGUCAUGGAAGUGCUUUGACGAAGGGCAAACGCCAACACCCAUCACGCCAAUACAUCCCUCAUCAACACAAGGGAAGAGACUGAGAAAGCCGCCUCCUACAGCGCAACUCAGGCGAACGAACUCGGAGCCGUUACUUGCCAAAGAGGAAGGCUUUGUUAGCAGAUCGCGAACUUUGCUGAGAAAAGCCUCGUUCAAGUCAUCUUCCCGAUUACGUCUUGCCGACUUUGCGGAUCAGCUUAACGAGGCCCCAAGGAACGACGUGUUCUGGCCGUUGGACUUUUUACCGCAAUCCUGCCCAAACGCCAGGAUAUUUACGUGGGGCUACCACACCCUGGUUGUGGACAAGAAGCCCCUCCGGCUACAAGGCGACAUAUUUGCGCAUGCCAGCGAGUUUUUGUUUGAACUGGCUACUGCGCGGGCAGCGUUUGGGGCGCAAGCGCGUCCUCUUGUCUUCGUUGCUCAUUCCACCGGCGGUAUCAUCCUAAAAGAAAUCCUUCGCCUCGCCGACAUCGAACGCGACGGACCUCUGAAAAAUGUCCUUUUCUCGACAUCCGCCGUGGUUUUCCUCGCUAGCCCUCACCGCGCCACGGAACAUGCAUCACUUGGAGACGCUGUGACAAGUAUGGGCAGUGUGACCCUCUCUGUUGACCCGGACGAUCCUGUUUUGCCACAGCUUUGUGGUGGCAGCAGCGCUGAGAUUGAGCUUGGACGACAAUCCUUCAUCAGGCGAUGGAACGAGUUCAACUUCAGGGUCAAGACAUUCCAGGAGUCUGUUAUUCCAAGCUUUGCAGAUGCUGAUGAGCGGGCUGCCGCAACCGUACGUCGACUUGCAAGCUUCAUCGGAGACCCUCGAGAAAAGGCAACAACGAUCGGGGCUUUGCAUAACAACGUUGCUAAGUUUUGGUCGAUGGAAGAUGCGGGAUACCAAGCUUUGAUAACUUGCUUGGCUGAGUUUGUUCGGGACGAAGAGGAAAGACGUCAUGUCCUGAAUAGCGAAGAAACCGACUGCCUGGCGGCACUCGUUCCACCCCCAAUUUUUCACGCCGAGACCCCCCUGGCCGCAUCCUAUCCUGGAACCUGCCUUUGGCUAUACGAUCUGUACGACUUUCAGACAUGGCACAACCGAAGUGGCCCAGACAAGAACAAGGUCUUCUGGAUACGAGGCGAAUCUGGGUGUGGCAAGAAUAUCCUUCUCACGUCUCUACGCAGGAGGCUUGGACGACAGUGGGGCCCUGCUGGAGCAUCCAUUAUCGGCAUUACAGCACACCCGACAAGCAUCCCAGCGAGUGUCUGUCGUAGUCUUUUGGGACAGCUAUUUCUGCAGGACCCGCGUCUUCGGAAGGCAUUACUCGAACUCUAUAGGCAACCUCGAGCUGACCCGGAGGCCUUCGAUGACGCCCAAGUUUUGUCAUUCUUUUCCGAUUUUUACAUCGGCCAACCAAUCAAGACCCCCACAAGACGAACCUUCAUCCUCGUCGAGAUACCGGAUGAGGCUGGGUCGAUGUAUGUCGGAGAGGUAAUCAGUCGUCUGUCCCGUCUCGCACAUAACUCCAACUUCAGCAUAUGCGUCACCAGUGCUUACCACCCCGAAACCGAGCUGUACAAUACCAUCAGCGUCCCAAUGCACAUCCGAAACACCGACGAUAUCCUUCGUUUUGUCAGUCUCAACUUGAUGGCAGAAUGGGAGGAACGCAACCGUACAGUCAUGAUGAUUGGUCGCAAAGCAGGAGGCGUCUUUUUAUGGGCUGAGAUUGUGGUUAAUAUCGUUAAUGCGGCUAUUCUAGAAGGCGCUACUCAGGAGCUCAUCGAGUGCACCCUACAAGAGGUUUCUGGUGAUUUGCACGGGCUGUAUGAGUGGAUGUUAAGCACCUUGAACGAGAAAGAAAGGGCUGAGGCAUUGAUCCUCUUUCAGUGGGUAAUACUUGCCUCCGAGCCGAUGCGCCUGAAUGAUCUCUUCAUUGCAAUCAGACUCACCGACCCAAACCAGUUCGAACACUACAAGCGUCUCGGGCCGUUGAUGGCUCUGGAUGUUGGAGCCCCAUUUUCGAUGCGGGACCUCCGGCAACUUCGGAAUUCUGUGAUAACAUCCGACACACCCUGUCAAUUCCACAGAUGGGUACGAACCCGCUCCAUUGGUCUCCUUGAAGCCAAGUCGGAGGGAAACGAUUCCCUUGGCCUUCAACGAGUACAGGCACGUCACUGCUCCGUCCGCUCUUUCUUCCUCUCGGGCCGAGGCUUUACUUGCCUCACGUCUGGCAACAGUACCAUCCCGGCCAACCUAACCACGACCGACUUCCUCAAUAUCUCACAUUACUCCCUCCUCCGAGCUUGUCUGGCCUACCUCAAUAUGCGUGACUUUGAGAGUCUAACUCAAAGUCCCAAACCAAGCCCAAACGUCAAGUCAGCCCUUUUUCUCAACCUCAACAUUCCGCUGCGGCCCUUCUCGACGACUGCCAACCAACGCCAGCUAAUCACGUCAUCCUACCCCUUCCUUCAAUACGCCGUCUCCAACCUUAUCUUCCAUCUGUUGUCACCACAACACUUCCGCUAUUUCCUACCUCAAAAUGAGCUCUUCCUUGCCCUCUCCGCGAAUAAGUUCCACCUAUGGAAAUGAUGGACUUCACUUUUCGGGACUCAUGAUGCAGA